Messenger RNA from Mesocestoides corti, 525 nucleotides. The record is from the annotation of a GenBank genome assembly. NCBI's taxonomy places the organism in Eukaryota, Metazoa, Platyhelminthes, Cestoda, Cyclophyllidea, Mesocestoididae.
AUGAAUCUUGAGCUUCUGGAAAGCCGAAUAUCUCUUUUGGAAGGUCUGGUUCUCGGGGUUUCGAGGGUGCCUCCUAAAAAAUCACCAGAUCAUUCUAUUUCAGACUUAAUCUCUGAGGUUCAGAAGCAAGUUUCGGUGGCAGAGAGACGACCCAAGAUCAAGGAAACUCUUGAAGGAGCAAGUGAACUACGCAAAUACAUGGAUCCAAAUUUUCUAGACGAUCAAGCACUGGCCAAUGCAGCCAAAAUUAAGGUCAUUCUGUCGCAUGAGGCCGAGAUUCUUCGGACAGCCAAGGCGUUGGAAGACCUUCAGUCGUUAAAGAAUGUCCUCAAUCAUCCCGCCUAUUCGGAUUUGUCAGGCCUGAAGGCCAAAUUCUCCGCUCUGCAGCAAAAACACGCCGAACAAGAGAAGCAAACUGCUGAUUUUAUAGAGCAAAGCAAUCAGGUCCUCGAGACAUACGCAAACACGGUACGUGAUAUGUCCAAGUUGCUUGUUGCCUGGCACAAGAAGGUGGCCGCGAAGUGA